This is a messenger RNA of Arthroderma uncinatum, 4578 nucleotides long. RefSeq lists its product as uncharacterized. The transcript has 5 exons. The record is from RefSeq and is a predicted model, not a curated record. Gene Ontology annotation, biological process: protein localization to kinetochore; mitotic sister chromatid biorientation; mitotic spindle assembly checkpoint signaling. NCBI's taxonomy places the organism in Eukaryota, Fungi, Ascomycota, Eurotiomycetes, Onygenales, Arthrodermataceae. Bases 1 to 4578 code for a protein of 1525 amino acids.
AUGUCGUCCUAUACCCGCGAUCCGAGCAACGCUGCGCGCGUGAGAGCUCGACGCUCGCUUGCGCAAAUGCCCCAUAGAGGUGGUGGCAUCGAUAUCGACAAGGAGAACGUUACGACAGACCUCAGUGCCGUACAGAAACAUAGCAAUAUACCCUCUAGGACGUUCGGGAAGGACAAAAGGUCCCGCAGCAAGAGUCUUGGGCCAGGAGGAUUGGAUCUCUUGAAGAAUGGGGGCAACGAUAGGAGAAAGUCUACUGCUGCGGUACAAUUGAAGUCGAUUCUUAAACCAACCAUCCCCGUUUCUCCCAUCAGCCAUAUUCCCACCUUUGCAGAAACGCGGAGGAAGACUCCAAGUCGAGACACGUUUAGAAUCGGACAUAAAGCAUCUGGCAACAAUGAUCUUCUCAUUGACUUUUCUACACCCACUGCUGCCCCAGUCGUCGGCACAGACAGCUUGAUCAACCCGUUCGAUAAUUUUAACCCAAUACCACCGUCCCGAGCCAAAGAUGAGGCUCUCGCUGCCCAAAGAGAAAGAGAGGAAAAGAUGCGAGUUGAGAAUGAGCGAGAGAAGAAAAAGGCCAUAUUAGAACAGCGAGCUGCUCGAAGGAAAUCAAUGGCCAAUCGACGAGUUUCAUUUGCGCCUGAGGCGACUCUGCAUACCUGGAAUGUAGUCGAAUUGAUGGAGGACUCCACCGCUUCUUCAGCUGCAAAUACAACCCGCCGAGCUUCUUCGCUCGCGGCUGGUAAUAUGGACCAAGGUUCGGACGCAGAGCCACCAUCAUCACCAGAGAAAUAUGAUCAAGAAGACGCCCCUGGAUCUCAUGCUGCAGCUGAGUUAGAUGACCUUGCAGAUGAAGCGUUUUCUUCUAGCCCCUUUAGUGGUGGUUCUGCAGCAGAUAACAAUGACGCUGGUUUUCAGGGUGGGAACAUGGAGGUGGAAAGUGACUCUCUGAGUUCUGGGCCUGAAGAUGAAAGUACGAACAUGAGCCUGGACAAUGCUACCGAACGAUCACUUUCCCCACAGUCCGAUGGCUCAACGCCCAGUUCUAGUAGUCUGGAGCGGUCAUUACGAAGGGCUGCUGAAACGGCUGGCACUAGGGGAAUUGACUUUGAUGAAAAUGGGGACCUAUCAAUGGAAUUCACCAACCAUGAGAUCGUUGGAGCCUUCCAACCCUGGGUUAAGAAGGGGUCUGCCGCAAAAUUUGAUGCUGAAGACCUAACCUCUCGUCUCGACCAGGAGAAUAUUACUCCGGCAAACACAGUUGCCCCGAGCUCUUCAAGAACAAGCGCAGCUUAUCAAGACGAUGGUGAUAUGAGUAUGGAUAUCACAAAGGCUGUUGGUGGUAUUGUUCGAAGGAAGAGUAAUUUUGCUGCACCGGAUGAUCAGGAUUCCCGUCCAUAUUCGGCGUUUCAAAAUAAUAAAGCCCCCCUUCGCCGAGCAUCAGCUGUAACCAACCUCGGUGACCAGACAAUGGAAUUUACAGACGUUCUUGGCGGAAUUAAGGGUGGCUCCCCUUCCAAACAAUUCGAUGUAGAGAGCAAUAUCGAUACCGACGAGGAAAUGACUAUGGAAUUUACCAAUGUCUUGGGCGGUGUCCUUAACAAACAAAAUCUAGGUAAUGAGAAUGAUUAUAUACCCCAAGAAAGGGCCGCCUACGACCAUGGUUACGAAGGAGACGUAACAUACCCCGAUUUAGGAGAGGACGAUAUGGAAAUGACUGGCGCGGUUGGCGGUAUACUACCCCCGAUAGAGGAACGGACCGAGCCGUCUGAGGACGGGACUAUGGGCAUGGAUAUGACGAACGCCGUGGGCAAAAUACUGGCACCUUUCCACGUAGCCAGCCAGAAGGGACAAAGGGGAAUGCAGCACUACGAGGCGGACCCUCCAAGCUCCCCUUUCCAAGAAAAAGUUGCUGCCUCUCCUGCCAAACUCCCGUUACCGCUACAUACGGCUACUGUUACGUCUGAAAGCGGCAGCCCAGUUCGCACCAGGGCUAGAUCUAGCGUUGGGUCCCGACGUUCUUCCUCCCCAAGGAAAUCGCUAUCACGACAAUCAUCUCCAGCCAGAGGCCCCUCCACACCAUUGAAACAAAAGCCUGUUCGUCAUGUCGAGCCAUCGACACCUGCCACCCCUGAGGGAAGUCCUAUCAGACCCAGAUCUAGAAGUGCAUCCCCUCAAAAGCGACGCCCCUUGCAACUAAACCAGCCUCCGGCCAAAUCAACACCCGUUUCUCUAUUCCAGAAAAAUGCGUUAACCGGGCAGUCAACGCCCACCUUUGUUUUGAAGGCAUUAAAUCUCUCUACUCAGGGUGUCAACAAGGCUGGCCUUGGCUCUCCACGAGUUACAGAAAUAUUAGACAGGCGACGCUCCAUUGGAGAAGAUGCUCAGGAUUUUGUAUUAAAGCCAACACCCAAUAGAGGUGUCAGAUUUGAUGACCCUCGCAAACUUGGCCCAGGAGUAGAAAAGGAUAUCGAGGAAGAAAUUCCGCAUAGGGCCAGUCAAGAAUCUGAAAAAGACACUACACUUAACUUGAGGGAACUGAUAUCAAGUCUAACCCCGAAGAAAAGCAAACUCAAAGGCCGCAAAAGUCUUCAUGUUGGUGCCGCUAGAGGCCUUCUCGGAAAACGACCAGCUGAACUCGACAUGGACGAUGCCGACGAAGAUCUUACUCCUAAACGCCUGCGAGGAAGAGAAGCUAGCCCGGUUAAAAACAUCAAACUCCCAGCUCCUCCGUCAAAGGCAGAAACGGUUGGCCGACCAAGCCGUCUGUCCCUUCACUAUGCUCGAAGCGUGUCACCACUGAUAAAUGCUUCCCUAGCAAAGCAAAGAUCACAGGCAAAGGAACUUAUAGUGCAGACGCCAGAUGACAAGAAACCUAUGAAAGAGGCUGAGACUGAGGAAGAAAAUAUGCUCCAAGAUACCGAACCUAGGGUUGAUGCAAUCAAACUUUCCGAUUUCCUCGAGAUGACCAAUAUACACUUCAUGGAGUUAACGACAACUAAGAGGAGGCAUACAAUAGCCCCUGGAAGCCCUGACAAGCGUGAUAUAGAAAUAUUCCAGGGCGGGAAAGUAUUCAAUUUGGAGGACCGCGUUGCCGCCGGGUUCUGCACUGUGCCCAUGCUUGAGUUAUACCAACACUCUUGUCGAGAGCUUAAGUCUUACAUCUCUGAAGGCCGACGCAUCAUUCGCUCAAUAGAGGCUGAGACGUAUGCAGAGAAUCCUCCGUUAUUCCAAGAGUAUAUCACGGCCACGCCGGAUAUCAGGUUAUUAAUGGAUAAUCAAUUUCGCAAUGUCAAGACCCAUGCACGACUAUUGAGCAAAGAAAUGUGGUACGAGUGGCGCAUGAAACUCCUAGAAGGCUUGAAGCAAGGAUUAGAUCGACAUGUCGAUGAAAUGAAACAGGAUGAUAUCCUACUUUCGAAGAAAGAAAAUAUUCUUGCAAAAGUGGUUCCAGGCUUGACGGAGAAACAUGCGAGGCUUGAGAUCGAAUCUCAUAACCUUCAAAAGGUAAUGGACGAAAUCGAAAACUGCGACCAGGAGGAAUUGCGAGAUGCCAGAGAGAAACUGGCAACCGUCGAAACAGAACUUGAGGAUCAAAAGCAGAAAUACGAACAUGUGCGGGAUAGCCUAGAAAAAAAAAGCAACGUAUUGGAGACAGGGCAAGCUCGAAAAGAAAAGUUGCUCCAACAAAUACGCGAUGCUGAGGGUAUAAUAGAAGAAUGUCGAGGGUGGAAUGUGAAGGAAGUGCGCGGGCUACGGGCUUCCGUCCAGGCUUUAGAAAAGCGAACUGGAUGGACUGUUCUCUCAGCAAGGCCGGGUCAGGACGUUGAGAGCCAUACCACUCUCUCCAUGCGAUACGCCGGAGAGCUUCGACUCGACUUUAUCCCCAAGUAUAUUCGUGGUCCAUAUCCAAAAUCAGCCAACGAAGGGCGGCGCAUUUCACAGCUUCGCGGGCCUUCUCCCAUAACACUCACAUUCUCUCCUAGUGGAACCGGAUCACAACCAGUUACUGCCAAGCCUAGCCCAGAGGUUUCUCUUGUUCUAAAUGCCAUACGGACGCGUAUUCUUCAUUCUACGCAAAUUUCCGUUUCACCCAAAUUAUUCCUCAACAGCAUUGCAAAAUCUUGGGGAAUUGCGGCGUCCUUACGAGAAGAAAUUCGAAUGUUAGGAUAUUGUGGAAUUACCACUACCAAGUCUGCGGGGAUUAAUCCAUCUGAACCCACGUUGCUAAAAGUCCGUUGCAUGUUGCUUGGCUGGGUUGGAGACAAGAAAACGCCUAGUGUUGAUCAAUCUCAGAGUGACAAAGACGGAAGGAUCCGGGUAAGGAUUGAUAUCGAUUUCACAGUCAAGCCGAAGAAUCACAGCAAACAGUUGGAGGAUUUGAGCUUUGACAUUGGCAUCGAUGUAGAUGCUUCUGCGAGUAGGGUGUACGGGCUUGACAAUUGCAGCGAUUCCUCCAAGUCAGACUCACAUCUAAGUGACUUUUUGGCCAAGUCGAUAGAUAAAUCUCCUGUUACUUUGGGCAAUGGUCUCUGGAGGGCAGCUGUGAAGGCUUUGGGGGAGAAUAUAUUCCUUUGA